Messenger RNA from Trypanosoma brucei brucei TREU927, 1722 nucleotides. Its product is annotated as poly(ADP-ribose) polymerase, putative. The record is from RefSeq and is a predicted model, not a curated record. NCBI's taxonomy places the organism in Eukaryota, Euglenozoa, Kinetoplastea, Trypanosomatida, Trypanosomatidae. Bases 1 to 1722 code for a protein of 573 amino acids. The transcript has a single exon. Gene Ontology annotation, molecular function: NAD+ poly-ADP-ribosyltransferase activity.
AUGGCGGCUAAAGGAAAGUCAACACAAAGGCGUUCUGCCACCGGUGGUGCUAAUUCCAAAGGUGCUUCCGCUAAAAUUUCUCCAGUAAAGAAGUCAACAGCGAGAAAAGGACAGCAAAAGACAACCAAGAAAACACCUGUGGUAACCAAGCCAGUGCCUACCAAAACAACUGCGGCGGCGGGGGUGAAAAAGAAAGUUGAUGCUGCUGUAACCACGCAAGCGCCGGUGACAGGGGGGAAGCGGGAGCGAUUUCUUCGGAAGGGACGCGGCGUUGUCGACGUGCACUCGGGCAAAGUGGACACUUGCCAUGUGUACGAGAGAGACGGCACCGUGUUUCAGUUUACACUGAAUCAAACAAACAUAUCGAGUAAUAACAAUAAGUUCUACAUAACUCAACUACUUGAGGAUGACGCGCGCAAAAAUUACUUUAUCUUUGCGCGGUGGGGCCGUGUGGGCGCUGUGGGGCAAUACAUGUUGGAACCGUACUUGGAUGCGCGCAGUGCGGAGCAGGACUUUUGUUCCAAGUUCCGCGAGAAGACACGCAAUGACUGGGUCGACCGUGGACGUUUCAAAAAGGUUCCCGGGAAGUAUGAGUACAUGGAGGUUGACUAUGGGGAAGAUGAUGACGAUGACGCUGGUGGGGAAAAGCCGGGGAAGAAGAAAAAAGCGGAGAAACCGGUGAGAGAGUCAAAGUUACCCAAAGAAGUUCAAGAUUUGAUGCGACUCAUUGGGUGCAGGGAGUCGAUGUCGCAGGUGCUCCGAGAGCUGGAGGUGGACACCGAACGAAUGCCAUUGGGGAAAAUAUCGAAGGCGCAGAUCCUGCGCGCCUACGAAGUACUGAAGGAAAUCGAGAAGAAGCUUAAGCGGCCACUGAAACAACUGGAGGAACUGUCCAGUCGCUUUUAUACGCUAAUACCUCACGCGUUUGGCACCAGGCGGCCUCCAGUCAUCAAUACAGUUGAUGUGGUUCGGCAGAAAAGGGAGAUGCUGGAAACACUGGCUGAGUUGGAGGUUGCGUCAACACUCGUGGACAUGAAAGACGAUGAGGCCUUGCAUCCGUUGGACAAUAUCUACAGAAAGAUGAAGUGUGCGAUCCAGCCACUAAAACCGCAAAGCGAGGUAUACAAACGUAUUGUCCAGUAUGUUCGCAACACUCAAGGACCUACCCACGACGCAUAUACCCUUCAGGUGGUGGAAGUCUUUACACUGCGGCGGGAGGACGAAGAGGAGCGAUACAAACCGUUCAAGAAAAUGGACAAUCGCCAAAUGCUGUGGCACGGCUCACGUAUUACAAACUUCCUUGGUAUCCUUUCACAAGGGCUUCGGAUCGCACCUCCGGAGGCUCCCUGCACUGGAUAUAUGUUUGGGAAGGGGAUAUACCUCUCCGAUGUGUGCUCCAAGUCUGCGAAUUAUUGCCAUCCACCACGUGACACUAAUACGGGCCUUUUGCUACUCUGUGAAGUAGCGCUAGGGAAGCAGAAGGAGUAUGAAAAUGCACACUACAUGUUAGAACCAGAGAAAGGAACAAACUCCACCAAGGGUGUUGGACGCAUGUAUCCCGAUCCUAAAGGGGCGGAAGUUGUGAAAGGUGUGCUGUGGCCAAAGGGAUGCAUCAAGGAGGAUUCGCGCUCCACUUCUUUAAUAUACCCUGAACACAUCAUAUAUGACGUCCGUCAAUGCGUGUUGAGGUAUCUAGUUCGUGUUUCUUUUGAGUAUAAAUAG